Molecule: messenger RNA, 1760 nt
Organism: Styela clava
Lineage: Eukaryota; Metazoa; Chordata; Ascidiacea; Stolidobranchia; Styelidae
Source: RefSeq, a predicted model, not a curated record
CUUGGGAUUUAGGAACCAUGCAACUGGUCUGAUGAAAGUUUUUCCAAUGGUAAUUGGUCGAAAAAACUUAGAAAUACCUUCAUAAUUUUUAAUGUUUUCUAAUUUUUUUUCUUUAUGUGAUGUUGUAUACUAUUACCUUACUCAAAAUAAAAACGUUUUUGGUUGCUGUUUUGCUAUCUGACGUACAAUCCGGUCAUCAUUGUUUGUGGUUUCUUUGAACUGAUGAAAUCAUAGACGUAAAUUUGGACAUUUAGCUCGGCUUUUCAAAUACAGUUUUUACCGAAUUCUGAACACUAAUUAUUGAUCAUGGGAGAUUCAUCCAGAGCUAGCUACGUGUACCAGGCAAAACUUGCCGAACAAGCUGAGAGGUAUGAUGAUAUGGUUAAGGCCAUGACAGAAGUCGUAAAAUUGAACACAGAAUUAUCUGUUGAAGAACGCAACCUUCUCUCUGUGGCAUACAAAAAUGUCAUAGGGGCCCGCCGAGCGUCAUGGAGAAUCAUAAGCAGUAUUCAAAUGAAAAAUGAAUCGGCCGGUCAAGGCAAUGAAGAAGCAAGUGGAAAAUAUGCCAUGGCAACAGAAUAUCGAAAAACCGUUGAAACUGAGCUUCAAGAUAUUUGUAAGCAGAUUCUGAAAGCUUUAGACGAUCACCUGAUCAAAAAUGCAGAAAAAAAUGAGUCAAUAGUGUUUUACUACAAGAUGAAAGGUGAUUAUCAUCGGUAUUUGGCUGAAUUUUUGGAUGGUGAUGAGAGAGACAAGGCGGCUACAGCAAGCUUAGACGCAUAUCAAAAAGCCACAGAUGCAUCAGAUAAUCUGGAACCUACUCAUCCAAUUCGUCUUGGCCUUGCUCUAAACUUUUCAGUCUUCCAUUAUGAGAUUAAAAAGCAAAGUGAAGUGGCUUGUCAACUUGCUAAGAAAGCAUUUGACGACGCAAUAGCAAAACUGGAUACUUUGAAUGAAGAUUCGUACAAGGAUUCGACUCUAAUUAUGCAGCUGCUUCGUGAUAACUUGACUCUGUGGACAUCUGAUGCUGAAUCGAAUAAAGAUGAUGAAAAGUGUGAUGACGAGGAAGUCGAUGUUCAAGACGAUUAACUAUCUAGAUUCAGACACACACCCUUCAAGCAAUAAACAUUCUGAUUUUGGUUGAACAGGCGGUCACCAAAAACUAUUAUCAGCUGAAAUAUAAAACAUAUUUUCUUCUCUUAUAACACAAUAUGCCGGAUGAUGAGUUGUUGAGAGGGAAUGGUCUUGUGUGCUGUAAUCAUAAUGGUUGUAGUUAUUUACCGUUCAGUUUGUCUCUGUUGUUUUCAAAUUUAUAAUCCACUCGUUUUCUUUCUGUUCACACUGUCUAUAAUUUUGGAGAAGAUAAAUUCUGUGCUUUUUUAUUCGUAACAUCCGAAGGGUGGAGGUCUAUAUUGUUCUCAUUCUGCCAUUUAUAAGUUUAAGCUGUUCUAAUUGCUGGAAAAUUUUGCAUUCAAUUCGUGUAUUAGUUAACUUGAUGUAAUUGGUUUAAAUCUCAUUGGCAAUUCAGCAUUUGUGAUUGGACUAUUGCUCCAGAAAAUUGAAUAUGCUGGAUAUGUUGCCAACAUUUCAGGAUUUAUUUACAUUUAUUAUUGAAAUUAUAAAUCAACCUAAAAAAAUUGCAUGGUAUUUUGAGUAGCUGUUCUUGUAUUCUUGCUCUUUGCAGUAAUCUAACUGCGUCUCUCAUAGCAUGUUUUUGUAUGGCCACAGUUUCUGAAAAUGUUCAAAUUUUUGGUUUUAAG